Peronospora matthiolae is the source of this 1137-nucleotide messenger RNA. NCBI's taxonomy places the organism in Eukaryota, Oomycota, Peronosporomycetes, Peronosporales, Peronosporaceae. The record is from the annotation of a GenBank genome assembly.
AUGAAUAGCGUGCUGUCAUCGCUGACGUGGGGCACUUGGGAUGAAGAUGAAUGGGCACUUGUGACCACCGCCGCUCUCAAAGCUGAAGCUGACGAUUCUGCCGGGUGUGUACCUCCGUUUAAAGUGCAGCAAAGUCGACGCAAAUUGCGGAAGAAGGGCUUGCGAGCGCCCAGGAACUCGCAGCUCUGGUUUAAGGAGCUGCUCGAGCGCGUGGAGAGCACCUCAAUUGGUCGUGAGAAGUCCAUUUACCAUUGCAAUCCACUCAAAUGUUUUCACGCGGCCGAAGGUUCCCAAAGUGAGACAGUUAAGUGUAUAUCCUGGGCUGAUUUGCCCGACGGACUCCAUCCACGAAGUGGCAAACUGCCAGCACAGCGGGCAAGGAACAAGCAACAACAAGUCGAUAACUUGGUGGUCUUCUUGCAACACAUACUGCGACCAGGCGAUGUCGUUGUCGAGUUCUGUGCCGGGUCCGGAUAUGUAGCACUGCCGCUUGCUUAUCUCUACCCGCAGUGCACAUUUGUUCUGCUUGAUAUGAAAGAGCCGUCACUCGCUAUCGCCAAAGAUCGCAUUGUUGCUGCCAAGUUGACGAAUGUAGAGACUUUCUGCGGGCUCAUUGCUGAAUACCACAAGCCUUUCGAUGUGGGUAUCGCGUUGCACGCUUGUGGUGAGGCAACUGAUCUCGUGAUGGAGAAAUGUAUAACGGAGCGCGCCGCAUAUGUUCUCGCCCCGUGUUGCGUGGGUAAAGUCAAAUCGAGCAACUUGGCGUACCCACGCUCUGCCACCCUUGCUGCGGAGCUCUCCCGCAUCGAGUACGAAGUACUGGCGAAGGCUGCUGACUUUGGGCAUUCAAGCAGUUCUGCAAUAGCACAGACGGACACAAAUCGUAGACGCCGACGCUGCAAAACGCUCCUCGAAAGUGAUCGCAAUGUGUGCGCUGAAGAAGCGCAGUACAAUACGUUCAUGUUUGUCAUGCACCCGCCAACCGCCACCCCGAAAAACGAUGUUCUUGUUGGGGUCCCGCAUGCUUUUUCCAUCGAAAACCAAACAGCGGAAGUUGCAAAUAGACCGUUCAAGCUUCCGUGUGAAGAUAUGCUGUCGACGGACUCGCUAGUGCGCCAAGCAAUGCUUAGCACAUAA